GCAUCCUCCAUGGUUGCAACGACCUACGCUUUACGACAGCGAGGUUUAGUCUGAUUGGACGUUUUGUGCCGUAAACCGUGCCGGUUACAGAACGCAUGUGACUGAGCUGAGACGUCGCGUGUGUACAUCUGGAAUGUAAGUUACACCAAUAAAAACGUGUAUAUUGUGUUAUAGUUCGUGUUACUGGGAGGGAUAAAGCAAAGAAGCGCAUUACGUUAUCCACAGUAAUAAUAUGUGUUGACAUCUAACGUUAACGCAUUAGUUAUGCUAUAAGCUAGGUUAUUGCUUCGGGAAAAAAAAUACCCCAAAUCUCACAUUAUCCAGGUGAAGUAGUGAUCUAAAACUAACAUUAAUCAAGUUUAACUUAAUUAACGUUACAAAUGCAACAAGUAACGUCAUCGUAUUACCAGCAAAACGUGCUUACGUAUCAAAAGUAUAAAGUAACAGUCGGUCAUGAAACAGUGUUACAGUAUUCCUGGGUGGUUAGCUAACGAUGAUUAGCAGACGGAGGUAGUUUCUUGUUGUCUGUCUUUAUAACAGUGCCUCUUAUUGUAAGAAACUGGUAAUGUUUGCGUCCUAUAUCUCCCCCUGUGAAGUAGCAUAACACUUUAAAGACGCUAUCAGAUACACAUUUACUUAAUACCACAUUUUAGUGUAUUCAACGUUGCGUGAUAUUCACUUUUAACAUGAAUUGCCGUUUAAUGGAUGGAGGCUAAAUCCCCCAAAAACUCUUUUCCGAAAGACAGAAAGAAGUUCCCACAGAAAGGAAAAGAUUCCAUGGGGACCAAACUUGGUGGAAAACCAGGCGGUAAGAAGCCCUACAAAGCUUUCGACAACACAGAGAGAAAGGGCAGACCGAAGGGUGGAGAUGGAGACAAGCGGGAACACAAAUUUCCUUUCUCCAAGGCCGACGGGGGGCCGCAGAAGAGGACUAUGCCAUUUAAAGCGAAAAUAAAAGAAGAAGAGGAGGGUGAAGGUCCGGUGGUCAAGAGGAUGAAGGAAGGCAAGUUUGAUCCGAAGAUGAAGGAGCUGACGGAGGAGGAGCUCAAGAAGAACAGGCAGCAGAUGAAGAGGGAUCUGAAGAACAGCAGACAGGAGGCGGAGAUGAAGGACAUGUUCCAGAUCAUCCGUCAGUGCAAACAAGUGUGGGGAGACCUCAGGAGGAAGAAGUGCGACAACGACGUGAAGAAGAAACUGAUGUUGGAGCUUCACGAUCUGAUCCGCGGGAAGAUCAAACAGAUGGCGUUUGCUCACGACUCGGUGCGAGUGCUGCAGUGUUUCAUCCAGUUCGGCAGCCACGAGCAGAGACGGGAAGUGUUCGAGGAGCUCAGAGAUGACGUCAUCGGUUUGUGUAAGUCACAGUACGGCAAACAUGUGGUGAAAAAACUGCUGAUGUACGGGAACAAGGAGCUGGUGGCAGCGGUGAUACCGACAUUUAAAGGUCACGUGCGCACGAUGCUUCGCCACGUCGCCGCCUCGUCCAUCAUCGAGUACGCCUACAACGAUAAAGCCGUGCUCGCACAGAGACUCAUGCUCACCGAGGGGCUGUACGGGAACACCUUCACAGUCUGCAAGUCGUCUGUGUGCAACACCAUUGAGAAAGUUGCGGAGGCGAACCCGGACAAGCUGAACAACAUCAUUGACGAGAUGAAGCAGAUUCUCACACCCAUGGCUCAGAAAGAACAAGUGAUCAAACACUCUCUGGUCCACAAAGUCUUCCUGGACUUCUUCCUGUUCGCACCCGACAAACCCAAAACGGAGAUGAUUGAGUCGAUCAGAGAGUCCGUCGUCUACAUGGCUCACACACACGACGGGGCACGAGUGGCAAUGCACUGUUUUUGGCACGGGACGGCUAAGGACAGAAAAGUCAUCAUCAAAACUAUGAAGACCUACAUGGUGAAGUUUGCCACGGGAGAGUAUGGUCACCUGGUUCUUCUGGCCAUGUUCGACUGCGUGGACGACACCAAGCUGGUCAAACAGGCCGUGCUCUCAGAGAUCUUGGCGUCUCUGGAUGAGGUCAUUGGUAAUAAAUACGGUAAGAAGGUUUUGCUGUACCUGCUGACUCCCAGAGACCCUGCUCACCUGCUGCCGGAGAUCAUCAAGGUGCUGCAGCAAGGAGACGGAAACGCACACAGUAAAAAGGACAUGGCGGUUCGGAGGAAGGAGCUGCUGGAAGUCGUCUCCCCCCCGCUGCUGGAGCACCUCCAUGACAACGCCGCCACCAUGGUGACGGACAAGGCGUCCAGCGUCACCAUCAGUGACAUCCUGGCGUCGGCCUGCGGGGACCUGCGGCCCGCCAUGACUGCUGUGGCUCAGCUGGCCAACCAUGAGUUGGUACCAGGAGGGACCAACGGACAGCUCCACAUGGCGGAGCAUCCAGCAGGACACCUGGUGCUGAAGUGGCUCAUGGAGCAGGACAUGACACUGGCCGAGAACGGCAAGGAAGAGCGGUUCGGCAGGAUACUGGUGGACACGGUGGGACCAGACAAACUGAAGACCUGGGUCAAAGUCAACAGAGGAGCCAUGGUGCUCUGCAGCCUCCUGAACAGCUACGACAAGUCUGUGGUGGCAGAGGUGAAGGCGGCGCUGGAGUCCAUCAAAGCAGAGCUCAGCAGCAUCAGCAACAAUAAAGGAGCUGAAAUCCUGCUGGAGAAUCUGAACAAGUAGAGACUUUUGAUUCCAAAACAGACUUGUGAUGGCAAAAGGCAUCACUUCCUGUGCAGCUGUGGGUCUUUUUCCCAGAAAACGCAGACAAGACUGCGAACGUUUUCAUGAAGUGGAUACACCCCGAAGCACCGUUGGCAAGUUCAUCCCUGAUGGAGAAACAUGAGUUUGUGUGUAAAUGUUGAGUUGUAUCUGUGAGUAAUAACAUAAAAGGUGUUCUCGGGAUG
Molecule: messenger RNA, 2891 nt
Organism: Anarrhichthys ocellatus (wolf-eel)
Lineage: Eukaryota; Metazoa; Chordata; Actinopteri; Perciformes; Anarhichadidae
Gene: pum3
Product: pumilio RNA-binding family member 3
Exons: 18
Coding region: 706-2667 (653 amino acids)
Biological process (GO): regulation of translation
Cellular component (GO): nucleolus
Molecular function (GO): mRNA binding
Source: RefSeq, a predicted model, not a curated record